Messenger RNA from Durusdinium trenchii, 1537 nucleotides. The record is from the annotation of a GenBank genome assembly. NCBI's taxonomy places the organism in Eukaryota, Dinophyceae, Suessiales, Symbiodiniaceae.
GUUGGAGUCUACAAUUCGCACAACAGCAUCGGCCAUGCCCAGAGAUUGGGACCAUGUCUAGACCUUGAGGACCUCAAGAGCAGGAGAUGGUGCAGUUUCAUUCUCUGCUCGGAAUGAAGCCAAACCCAGGCUUUGGAAUAUUAUAUAACUUAUAUAACAGUGGUAAGUCAGGUCUUUCUGGGUUUGCUUGGGUUUGCUAGUCAAGAUCUAUCACUAGUUAAGUUUCCCUAAAAAUCUAGGAACCAAAUCAUUGGUGCGAGCGCCGCAUUUAGGGCGGCGGGGGGAGCUUCCUUGAAGAAGCGCGAGCUAUCCUGCGUCUAAGUAGUAGCUACUUAAGCUACUAGCUACCUCUCCUACUAGUUACUAGCUACCUACCUCUACUCGCAGCCCACCCCCAACCCUUACAAAAGAAACAACAAAAUGUCAAACAUUGGCUGGGCCGCUGAGACUGGCCAGGUCACGUUCGCCCAGAAGUUGUAUCAGUACAAGGCGACCAAAGAUUGGGCAAAUCUGAAGAAGCUACUUGCGCAGGUUGCAGAAGACAAUUACAGCCGUCGUGAUCAAUUUGGUCGUAUUCCACGCACUGUGCCUGUCAGCUAUGCGGAUUGCCAAAGGUGCAAACCGCCCAGGGACUCGGUGCCCAUCAUCUCGUUUUCCAAGAUGGACACCGCGGAUGCUUGCCUGAUGUUCGCAAAGCAAAGACGCCGCGUGUGUGCCUUGAACUUUGCGAAUGGCAAAGAGGUCGGUGGAGGCUACAAGCAUGGAGCCACCGCACAGGAAGAGGACCUUUGCAGGCAAAUUCCAUUGCUUUACUCGUCAUUGAUAAAUGCGCAGAAGAGUGAUCUUUACCCUUUUGGUCCACCCACCUGCUCAUCACCGCGGAAGCCGGAGAAAUACAGCGACGUCCUUUACACGGGCAACCUGACCAUCGGACGCGCCGGGGCAGAAGAAGGGUUCCGGAUCUUGAAACCCUCAGAACAGGUCACAGUGUCUUUAGUUGCAGCAGCUGCCCCAAACAUCAAGUUCAGCAAGGAUGUCAACGAUGAAAAGCUGAUUUACAGGACCAUGAUGACAAUUUUCAACGCACCCCAUGUGGCCGAGAGUGGCGCGAUUGACACGCUGGUCUUGGGUGCUUGGGGCUGCGGAGCAUUUGGUGGAAAUCCAGUGCAGAUAGCCGGACUGUUCAUCAAAGCCUUGGUGGAAGAUGGACUUGGACAGGGCUACAAAGAAGUUCAUUUUGCCAUCCCUCAGUUUAGCGUGGAGGAUCAGAAUUAUGAGAUGUUCCGUGAAGUCUUCAAAAGAAGUAUUCCCGAUGUCAAGGACUAUGAUUCAUGACUCAGUAGAGGCCCGCUGCCACUGACCUCAGCACACCAAUGAAAAAGUUGUGUGGAGACGCACUGCCUUUUUUCCCAAGCUGAUUGGAACAAGUGUUUCGAAGAAUUCACUUCCACUUGUUGAAAUGAAAUGUAUCUUCCAAUUUUGAAUAUAUAGAACCACUCAAACUUGGAGAGUAUCGUCAUGCCACUUUGAGUCCCAA